UGACUUUCUCAAAAGAGCGCAGCACAAUCGUUUGCAAAUCACAACUUGGCCGACUCGAAUCGAGGUUCGAGGUGGAAAUCAAUUUGCGGCGUGUUUUUAGUUUCGUUUUCAGUGUAUAUUGGCUUUCCCUUUUGUUUCUCGCCCUUCUCUGCAGUGCAAAAAUUUGGUUGCUUCCAAAUUGAGAGACUUCGUUGGUGUGCGUUCCCGUCUCAGGGGCUCUUGACGACGCGCUCGGAAAGGAUGUGACCCAUUGUUUUGCUAUUUUAACUGUUCGUGCUUGGGACUUUGCAUUUUAUUCGACAGUCCCCCUCGUCUCAAGCAUGGCGCAUAAUUUUGCCAAGAAAAUCUCGGAAAACAAGCUGAAAGCGUUCUCGAUUGGAAACAUGGGCAAGCGAACGCUGUCCAAGAAGGAGCAGGAGGAGCUGAAGAAGCGAGAACAGCAGGAGGCUGCAGCCCAAGUCUUUCAAGAAUUUGUCGAGACUUUCCAAGAAGCCCCUGCAAAAUCCAGCAAAGUGUGGGUCAAAGCUGGAACUUAUGACGCAGGACGAAGACAGGAAGACACUCGAGAGCGAGGAAAAUUGUACAAGCCAACUUCGAGACUCUCUGAACAUCCAGAAAAGCAUCACCACAGCAGCGGUGGUAGUAGCUCUUCCAGUCGACAUGACUACAAACCAGAUAAGCCCGGCAAAAAGAAAGAAAAAGAGAAAAAGAAGAGCAACCUAGAGCUUUUCAAGGAGGAACUAAAAAUGAUUCAAGAAGAGCGGGAGGAAAGACACAAGUACAAACAAGUCAUAACCGGCCACCCGAGCAAGUACAGUGAAGAAUCGUCUGCAUCUCUAGCCAUGGCAAAAGGAGAGACUGAUCCCAAUACGACAAAUUUGUACCUCGGCAAUUUAAAUCCUAAAAUAAGUGAGCAGCAGCUGAUGGAAAUCUUCGGAAAAUAUGGUCCUUUAGCGAGCAUUAAAAUAAUGUGGCCUCGAUCAGACGAGGAGAAGGCGCGGGGUAGAAAUUGCGGGUUUGUCGCCUACAUGAACAGAAAGGAUGGCGAGAGAGCCCUCAAAAACUUGGGAGGCAAAAUGAUCAUGGACUACGAGAUGAAGCUUGGCUGGGGAAAGUCUGUGCCGAUUCCUUCGUAUCCAAUCUACAUUCCACCCAGUCUGGAAAAAUUGACCAUGCCGCCCCCUCCAUCAGGUCUUCCCUUCAAUGCCCAGCCUAGUCACCAAGACAGAGACAAGAUACCGCCGAUUGGCACCCCUUACCCUGAAGGUGAUGAUCCGAACAAGGAUGAGUUCGACAAGAUAUUGUCCAGGGCUGUUGUGAAAGUGGUUAUUCCCACGGAGAGGAAUUUGCUGUGUCUCAUUCAUCGAAUGGUGGAGUUUGUGGUUCGGGAAGGUCCCUUGUUUGAAGCAAUGAUAAUGAACAGGGAGAUUAAUAACCCGAUGUUCAGGUUUUUAUUUGAGAAUCAGAGCCCUGCGCACACCUACUACAGAUUCAAACUGUAUUCCAUUCUGCAAGGGGAAGCGCAGAAUAAGUGGAGAACAGACGACUUUCGCAUUUUCAAAGAUGGAUCGGUUUGGAGACCACCUCCUAUGAAUCCGUUCACUCAGGGCAUGCCGGAGGAACUUGUUGAGCCAGACCCGUCCGAGCCAAAGAAGGGCGAAUUAUCUGCUGCCCAAAGGGAUCGAUUUGAAACCAUGCUCAGAAAUCUGACUCCGCAAAAAUCUAAAAUUGGUGAAGUGAUGGUUUUUUGCAUGGAGCACUCGGAGGCAGCUGAAGAAGUGUGCGAGUGCAUUGCAGAGUCUCUGAAUGUUAGCACAACAGCGCUACAUAAAAAAAUUGCUCGACUGCACCUCAUUUCUGAUAUUCUGCAUAAUUGUGGAGUGAAAAUUACAAACGCAUCUUACUAUAGAAGAGGAUUUGAGUCAAAACUGCCACAGAUUUUCAUCAGUUUUAGUGAUGCAUACAAAAGCAUCGAGAGUCGUCUGAAAGCGGAAGCGUUUAAAAUGAGAGUAAUGCAGGUCUUCCGGGCCUGGGAGGAUUGGACAAUUUAUCCUCGUGACUACCUCAUCAGACUGCAGAACAACUUUCUGGGACUCUCAAAACUUCUCAAUAUUGAAGACGAGCCUCCCGAUGAAGGAUCUCCGGAAAAUGACGAUGGAAGCGAAGACUUGGACGGAAUACCUUUGGAUGGCUCGGCCCUAAAGGCAGCCAGAGAGAGGCUUAUGGAGGAGGAUGAUUUGGACGGAGUUCCUUUGGAUGAUGACAUUGAUGGAGUGCCAAUGGAGGAUUACACAAGACACUUUGGUAUGAAUUCCAAAUCAGCUGGAUUUGUCCCAUCAAAAUGGGAAACCGUCGACCCUGAACAAGUCGAGGCCCAAGCAAUGACAACACUCAAGUGGGAGUCUCUUGAGCACUCAAAUACUCGAAGUGCUGAUGAUGAUAACGAUUCAGACGAUGGUGUGGUCAACGACGAUUUAGAAGGAGAAUAUGAAAACAGAGAAAUGACUGAAGAAAGACGAGCCAAACUUCGGGAGAUAGAAUUAAAAGUAAUGACGUACCAAGACCAGUUAGAGAGUGGAGAUCGUUCUAUUAAAUCAAACUGCAGUAUCUUGCAACAAGUGGAGCACUACAGGAAAAAACUUCUGCGGAAGGUACGUAAUCAACCUAUUUUUCAGGUUAAGGACCGUAAGCAGUCUGUUGGUGAUAAAGAAAAGCGUGGUAUUAAAUUUAAAAUUUCUUCAACUCCAGUCAUUUGGAGGCCGAGCGUGGUGAAAGGGAAAGAGAAAAAACCAAUGAGGAACGAAGAGAUAGCUCAUCGCGACGUCGACGUCGAGACAGUGUGUCGCCUGAUGACAACUACUACCAUUACAGCAGCAGCAGGAAACGUCGAUCUCGAAGUAACUCUCCAGCCGCCCGCAGAAAUCAUCGGUCUAGAAGUCGGAGCCCUCGGAGAUCUUCUAGACGAUCUUCAUCUCGAUCCCCGCCAUACAGAAAAGGCAGAGGAUCGGUGACGCCACCCCCCAAAAGGCACAAACACAAACAUAAGCAUUAAAAAUCAUGGGGUCGCCAAACAGGAAAUGAAUUUCUGUUUGAUACCAUGUUUUGUAUUUUAAAAUGGCAGGAAUAAAAUACAUCUGAUUGCUCCUUUAAUAUAA
Neocloeon triangulifer is the source of this 3155-nucleotide messenger RNA. Its product is annotated as U2 snRNP-associated SURP motif-containing protein. NCBI's taxonomy places the organism in Eukaryota, Metazoa, Arthropoda, Insecta, Ephemeroptera, Baetidae. Gene Ontology annotation, molecular function: RNA binding. The record is from RefSeq and is a predicted model, not a curated record. Gene Ontology annotation, cellular component: nucleus. The coding region runs from base 321 to 3011 and encodes 896 amino acids. Gene Ontology annotation, biological process: RNA processing. The transcript is spliced from 20 exons.